Sphenostylis stenocarpa is the source of this 237-nucleotide messenger RNA. The record is from the annotation of a GenBank genome assembly. NCBI's taxonomy places the organism in Eukaryota, Viridiplantae, Streptophyta, Magnoliopsida, Fabales, Fabaceae.
AUGCUUUGGAAUCCGAAGCAUCCUUAUUUCUACUGCAUUGGACUCGUCGGGAUAUCCAUAGGGGAGAGGACUAUCCCGGUGCCAGAUAUGCUGCCGAGGGUGAACCGCAGAGGGGAUGACGGCGUGGUUGUUGACAACGGAACCACGUUCACGAUGUUGCUGACGAGUUUGUACAAUGCGGUGGUGAGUGAGUUCGACGGGCAAGUUGGGCAACUUUCUACUGAUGAAAAAAAGUGA